UUAGUUCUUCCUCUGAAAACCUGCCAGAUGAAUUUCCAGAGCUGGCUUGCCUUCCCAGUGGGGGUAUUGCUGUGCUGUGCUCUUCAGACAUCUGCUGUUCAACAUCCUGCAUCUCACAACUGCACCAACAAUGGUCAAAGAAUAUCCUUCAGCCACUCCUACAAGAUUGACAUGCCCACGUCCUCCCAGAUUAAGGUGGAAGCAGAUCCAUUACAGCAUGCAGACAACAGUGGGGUGCAGCUAGGUCCUGGGGAGACUGAGGAAAAUGAAGAGCAGAAUAUAAUCUUUAGGCACAACAUCCACAUUCGUGCACCCAAAGGGGACUGUGAAACUUUAACCCACAUAAGGGGUCUGUUUGAAAGAAUGGAGAAGCUUGAGAAAGAAGUGGCAGAGCUGAGAGAAGUUUGCGGCCCCCAGAAGUGCUGUGGGGGAAGCCAGGGCGUCUCGCAUUGCAGCGGCCACGGGACUCCUGUCCACCAGACUUGCAGCUGUAAGUGUGCCGAGGGCUGGGAGGGCAGUGACUGCUCCCGCCCCACCUGCCCCAGCCACUGCAGCGGCCACGGGCGCUGCGAUGGUGGGAAGUGUAUCUGUGAUGAGCCUUACUUUGGUGAGGACUGCAGCCAGCAGCUCUGUCCUGAGAACUGCAGCGGCAACGGGGUCUGUGACGCAGCUGAAGGGGUCUGCCGGUGCCACGAGGAGUUCAUCGGAGAGGACUGCAGCGAGAAACGAUGUCCUGGGGACUGCAGUGGCAAUGGGUUCUGUGACACAGGAGAGUGCUACUGCCACGAUGGCUUCUUUGGCCUUGACUGCUCCCAGGUGGUUGCUCCUCAAAACCUGCAGCUGAUGAACUCCACAGAGAACUCUCUGGCUGUCAGCUGGGAUCCAGUGAUUGAUGUGGAUAAUUACUUCAUUAGCUAUUAUCCAGUAGGGUAUGAGGGGCUGGUGAAACAAGUCCGUGUGUCCAAAGAGCAGCUCAGCUGUGAGAUUGUGGGUCUCCGCCCUGGCACCACUUACAAUGUCACACUUCAUCACCUGAAGAAGGGGAUUGCCAGUGAGCCCAAGUAUCUAGAAGCAAGUACAGUCCUGUCUGCACUCAGUGCCAUCUGGGUGACGGAGGAGAUGGAACACUCCCUGGAAGUGGAGUGGGAGAACCCACCAACAGAUGUGGAUUAUUACAAGCUGAAGUUCAGAUCCCUGAUGGGGAUGGAUGAGAAGCAGGUCAUGGUGCCCAAAAGCAAUGACCCUAAGAGCAGACACAUCAUGACUGGCCUGAAACCUGGCACAGAGUACGAGGUCACUGUCAUACCUGUGAAAGAUGAUACAGAGGGGAAACCAUCCUCAGUGAGUGGUAGGACUGGAGUUGAUAGCCCAACCAAUGUGGCUACUGACCGAGUGACAGAAGGUACAGCCACUGUCUCAUGGAAUAAAGUUGAGGCUUCCGUAGACAGGUACAUGGUGAGAUACACCUCAGCUGAUGGGGACACCAAGGAAAUAGAGGUGGGGAGUGAAAAUGAUGUCAUCACCUUACUGGAUCUGAAGCCAGGCAUGGAAUAUAUCAUCCACAUCUGGGCAGAGAAGGGCCCCCAGAGGAGCAAGAAGGCAAGCACCAGAGCUGUGACAGACAUUGACAGCCCGACUCAGCUGCUGACUGAUCAAGUGACAGAGAAUGCAAUUACUGUUUCCUGGAACAAAGUCCAGGCUUCAAUAGACAGAUACAGAGUGAGCUACACCUCCGCUAAUGGGGACACAGAGGAGAGAGAGGUGGAGAAAGACAAGAAUGUCACUGCCUUGGUAGGACUGAAGCCAGGCAUGGAGUAUGUCAUUUAUAUCUGGGCAGAAAAGGGAGAGCAACAGAGCAAGAGGGCCAGCACUGAGGCUCUGACAGAAAUUGACAGCCCAGCUCACCUGGUGACUGACCAAGUGACAGAGGACACAGCCACCAUCUCCUGGGACAGGGUCCAGGCUCUCAUAGAUAGGUACGUGGUGAACUACACCUCUGUUGAUGGUGACACAGAGGAGAUGGAAGUGGGAAAGAAUGAGACUACCACGACUCUGACAGGACUGAAACCUGGCAUUGAAUAUGCCAUCUUCCUCUGGGCAGAGAAGGGAAACCGGCAGAGCAAGAGGAUCAGCACUGAGGCAGUGACAGAAAUGGACAGCCCAAAGAAUCUGGUGACUGACCAAGUGACAGAGGACUCGGCUACCAUUUCCUGGGAUAGUGUCCAAGCUCCCAUUGACAGGUAUAUGGUGAGCUACGCUUCUGCUGAUGGGGACACCAAAGACAUCGAAGUGGGGAAGGACAGGAGCGUUACCACCCUGACAGGACUGAAACCAGGCAUGAAGUUCACCAUCCAUCUCUGGGCAGAGCGGGGAAGCAAGCAGAGCAAGAGGGCAAGCACUGACAUGCUGACAGAGAUUGAUCCUCCCAAGAACCUCCGUGUAUCAAAUGUGACUCAUUCUACUGGUGUGGUUACCUGGACUCCUCCUGCAGCACAGAUUGAUGGCUACGCUCUGACCUACCGAGGUCAAGAUGGCACAAGCAAGGAAGUACAGCUGGGUCCUACCGAACAACGGUUUGUGCUGGAAGGACUGGAACAAGGAGUGAGCUAUACCAUCUUCGUGAUGGCCUAUAAGGGAGAUCUCCAGAGCAGAAAGACAGACGGUACCUUCUCAACGGUUGGCUUCCUCCACCCGUACCCCGCGGACUGCAGCCAGACGCAGCGCAACGGGAACGCCCCCAGCGGCACGUACACCAUUUACCUGAACGGGGAUGGCAGCAGGCCCAUGCAGGUGUACUGUGACAUGACCACUGAUGGAGGCGGGUGGAUAGUGUUUCAGAGGCGGAGCACUGGUGAGGUGGAUUUCUACAGACGCUGGAAAAAUUAUGUGGAAGGCUUUGGAGAUCCCACUGGGGAAUUUUGGCUUGGCCUUGACAAGCUGCACAAUCUCACAAGCAGCAGCCCCAUCCGCUAUGAGCUCCGAGUGGAUUUGAGGACAGCCAGUGAAUCUGUCUAUGCUGUCUAUGACUUCUUCCAGGUCGCCUCGAGCAGGGACAGAUACAGGCUAUCAGUGGGGAAUUACAGAGGCAACGCUGGGGAUGCGAUGACCUACCACAACGGCUGGAAGUUCACAACGUGGGACAGGGACAAUGACGUGGCUCUCAGCAACUGUGCUCUGACACACCAUGGUGCGUGGUGGUAUAAGAACUGCCACUUGGCCAACCUCAAUGGGAAAUACGGGGAGAGCAAGCACAGCGAGGGUGUGAACUGGGAGCCGUGGAAAGGCCAUGAAUUCUCCAUCCCUUUUACCGAGAUGAAGAUCCGUCCUGAGUCUUCCAGUAAUGAGCCAAUCCUGGGGAGGAAGAAGAGGUCUCUGUUGGAGAAGAGGAAGAAGAUCAGGGCUUAAACUGAACUCUGUGCAGGACAGUACCCAAAGAUAAUGAUCCACUGUUUGUUAACAAAGUUACAUCCAGACAGCUGUCUCCAAUACAUUGGAGACAAUUGCUGACCAAGGUGCACCCAGAGAGCUCGGGAUCCACAGCCCAGCCUGCUUCCAGCCUUUGGAGCUCCUGAUGGGUGAUCUGCCAGAGACUGGGAGGGGGCUUGUGGGGAGCAUCCCACUUGUAGCUCCCCUGGUUGGCUAAACAUGACAAGGACCUGCUUGAUCCAAUAUAUGCAACUUCCAUGAACUUUACAUAAAAAAAGCUCUAACACACGCCGUUCUUUCUGAAAAACCGGGCUGCUGACGCCUCUCUUAAUUCUGUCCUUUUCUGAUGCCAUCCACUUCAGAUUUAAAAAACCUAAAUUUGAACCCACUAAAAAUUAAUAGCUCUCUAAUCUACAUCAGAGAGAGCUUUUCUGAGACUAUCCCUUCUCCCUGUCUUGAUCUGUGGUCCACUUUUCCUUUCCUCUGGUCAUUUGGGGCACAUUCGCUACUCUUCCUGCAGUCAAAGAACUGGAAUUUGGGAAAUGUUGUUAGGCUGCUGGCAAGGCUUGUUAAACCAGGUGAGGUUUGUAGCCUGUGUUCCUCAAAUUCCAGCAUCCCAUCUCUCCAGGUUGAAAUCCUGCUCUCUUGUCUUCCAGCCUAAAGAGACGUGCAGUAAAUAAUGUUCACACUCCUAGGUGCGGCCCAGAACAGGGUGAGGGUAAGGGCUAUACCCCUCUGAGCUCCGCUCACCAUCCCAAACCUGCCUUUGCAUACUGCUUGCCUAGGAGGCUGCUUACAGACCAUGAACAAAAUUCUCUACGUAACUGUCCCAUCUGCUGCCUUCUUCUUUUUCAUUAGCAGUGUGGUAGCUAGUGAUGCUGAAAUGAUAACGCUUGUCAUCCACCUCUACAACGAGCAUCUCGGAGUUAAACCGACCUUGCAUGCUCUCCCUCAGGCCCCGGUGCAUGAUUUCACAUUUGGCUGCUUUUUUUCCUCACAGCCACAAAGGUGAGUUUUAUUUUCUUUCCCUGAGCAGACAUUAACAUUCUGGACCACCAGCUGCAGCCAGGGAAGAAGUAUGAACUCACCAAAUGAUGCUUGCUCAAAGGCUUCCUUGUCUCAGCAGAUUGGAACAUGACUGUCCUAUGUCUUAAUGACCUUUCUUAUCCCUGCUAAGCGGAGUAAUACAUUUUAAAGAAUCCUUCCCAGACUUUGGGGGAAGUAAUAAAAUUGCAGAUAGCUCUUAAAA
Messenger RNA from Tyto alba (common barn owl), 4675 nucleotides. It is a transcript of the gene TNN, whose product is annotated as tenascin N. The record is from RefSeq and is a predicted model, not a curated record. NCBI's taxonomy places the organism in Eukaryota, Metazoa, Chordata, Aves, Strigiformes, Tytonidae. Gene Ontology annotation, molecular function: protein binding.